UUUUAGAGUUAUUUCAUAUUCAGACGAUUUGUAUCGAAUCGAACUGGCCUCUUUUCCAAAAUUAAAUUUAGUUCUUGAACGUUACAGGUAGCACUACCAUGCAGUCCGAGCGCGGUGUUGCCUUUCUUUCAUCACGGCUCGUACUUGACGUCGGCUGUGAUAAUAGAAAUAUUUCUUCUGCUUCAGGGUUGUACUUGCAUGCAAAAUGUGUUAAAGAUAUUUUCUAUGCUUACACAAGUCAUUAUAUGCAAGUGCAACUAGCAGUAUUUAUAUGAAACUCACUAAUUUACUUGUGACAUUCUAUUGAACUUUGUGCAACAAAGAAUGUCGCGAUACGCCGCUGACAUGUGUAGUUCCCGCUGCCCGCAGCAAUACGCCCCUGUCCACGAUUUUUUUUAUCGUACCUCAGCAAUUGAUACGGAAAACCGACACCUAAUACACAGCAGCAUACCAAUAAUACCAAAACAAGUGUAGAUUAUACACUUUUUCCGUUCACUCCGUACGAAAAAAGCAAUAUCCUAAUAUCCAUCUUAUCUGUACACAAUAUGCGAGUGGAUGUGCUGGUGAUAACCGAACAGCGAACAGUGUAAAGUACGCCGAAAUAAGUGAAAUGUCUGUCGACAGUGACGAUAUUGAGAAAGGAUCUGAGAAGCACCUGGAUGCGCGGAACAGGGCCCCUAAGGAAUACUUGGAUAGUCGAGAAAGAAUUCCUGAUGAUAACAGAUUGCUGAUCAAUUCGGUUGCUAGUGAGAACCUGGAGAACUGGGAUAGUCGAGAAAGAAUUCCUGAUAAUAACAGAUUGCUGAUCAAUUCGGUUGCUAGUGAGAACCUGGAGAACUUGGAUAGUCGAGAAAGAAUUCCUGAUGAUAACAGAUUGCUGAUCAAUUCGGUUGCUAGUGAGAACCUGGAGAACUUGGAUAGUCGAGAAAGAAUUCCUGAUGAUAACAGAUUGCUGAUCAAUUCGGUUGCGAGUGAGAACCUGGAGAAAGACCCUAAGGAAUACUUGGAUAGUCGAGAAAGAAUUCCUGAUGAUAACAGAUUGCUGAUCAAUUCGGUUGCUAGUGAGAACCUGGAGAACUUGGAUAGUCGAGAAAGAGUUCCUGAUGAUAACAGAUUGCUGAUCAAUUCGGUUGCUAGUGAGAACCUGGAGAACUUGGAUAGUCGAGAAAGAGUUCCUGAUGAUAACAGAUUGCUGAUCAAUUCGGUUGCUAGUGAGAACCUGGAGAACUUGGAUAGUCGAGAAAGAAUUCCUGAUGAUAACAGAUUGCUGAUCAAUUCGGUUGCUAGUGAGAACCUGGAGAAAGACCCUAAGGAAUACCUGGAUAGUCGAGAAAGAAUUCCCGAAUUUCCAAUCAAUUCGGUUGCUAGUGAGAACCUGGAGAAAGACCCUAAGGAAUACUUAGACGGUCGAGAAAAUAGUCCUAUGCUCGACUUAAAUAGUCGAGAAACAGUUCUUAGGGAUGUUAGUGAUGAGAUACCAUUGAUCUGUGCGGAGUGCACUAGUGACGACGUGGAGGAAGGCUUUAAGGACUUGGAUGCCCCACGGGUCCGUAAGGGUGCCUUUGAGAACCCGAUGGUUGAAUCUUCGGGAUUCCUGGAGACUAGUGACGUUUUUUAUACUACGGCUAAGGAUGCGUUAUUUCCAACGCCAGAUGUUUCGCGUGUUUGUGUUGAUGAUGUCACCGAGGCGUACGAUGAUAGUGACGUCAGAUAUUCGUAUAUGGGCGUUACCAGUGAUGAGGCGGAAGCACGACUAUGGGCGAAAAGACAGGCGCGCGCCGAAGCGCGAGAAAUACGUAUGCGCGAGCUGGAGCGGCAACAGCGCGAGCAAGAAGAAAACGCCGAUCGACAGUUCGACAUGCUGGCCGGGGCGGGGCAAGACUCUCCGGUGGUGGGGGCAGCCGCGGUUGCGGUGGGGGCGGCGCUUAGCAGCGUGGGCGGCGGUUCAGCUGUGAGGACGCCCAGGUCGGCGGCGAGGUACAUGUCGUCGAGGAGGAGCUCGGAAGACUCGCUGGAGGAUACGGGCAGCCUCAGGGAGCUCAGACAUGAGCUCAAAGAGGUCGAAGAAAAAUUCCGCAAGGCCAUGAUAGCCAAUGCCCAGCUGGACAACGACAAGACGGCGCAGACGUAUCAGAUAGAACUUUUGAAUGAUAGGUUAGAAGAGUUGGAAGAAGAGCACGCGUCCUUGAAACGUGAGCAUCGUGACAAGUGCCGGGAACACGAACAGCUAAAAAGGCUUUGUGCGCAACUGAAGGACGAAUUGACGGCGGCAAAGUUCGAAUUGCAGGAACGAGAUAGGCUGAUAGCAGAAAAGGGGUUAGUGAUAGUGGAGGGAGUAGAAGAAGACGGAUCAGGGGAAGUGAAACGGGCACUUGUGACAGCCGAGAACGCCAAGUUGCUGGAAACUGCUGGGGAAGGAAGUCUAGACGUACGAUUGGCCAAGUUCGCGAAGGAGAAGAGUGAGCUGCAGGAUCAAAUUAGCCAUUUAAAAUUAGAAUUAGAAGAGGAAAAGAGCAAAAGACGGAAACCCGGAUCGAUAGGUCACCUCAACGGCCCAUCUUCAGAUUAUGACUAUGACGAUUUACAAAGAGAGGCAAGUAAACAGCUGGCCGACUACAAAUUCCGCGCUCAGAAAGCCGAGCAAGACGUCGCAACGUUGCAAGCGACUGUGGCGCGACUGGAAAGUCAAGUGAUCAGGUAUAAAACGGCGGCCGAAGUGUCCGAACAGUCAGAAGAGGCGCUGAAGGCUGAAAAGCGAAAAUUGCAAAGAGAGGUGUACAAUGCGAAUCAACAGUUAGAGGCAUUGGAGGCCUCAAACGUCGCUCUGAGCAAGGCGCACAAGAGGCUGACUUGUAGAAAGGUCACUGGAACCUAGUAGUGGUCUUGCAGUAGUAGUGUUACUGUGAUGCAAGAGACGCUCUGAGCCGCGCCGAAGAAUUGGAAACGUCCAAUACGCAUUUGCUGAAGAGGUUAGAUAAGUUGAAAAACGCAAAAUCGGCUUUACUCAAAGAACUUUGACACUAGAACGUCGAAUAGAAGGAUAAGAGUAUACAGUAUAUGUAAAACGCCAGAUGUCUUUAUCACAGUCCGUAAAAUGACAGGUGGACUAAAAUCCCUCAAAAAUAUAAGGUUACACAUUUUUUCCAUCUAAACGUGAAACUCAUGUAUGUCGUAUAGGCGCUAAAAAAAUCACAUUUCAAGUAAAUGAGGUUUGAUUUAGAGGAGUCCUGGGGUUUGAUCGUUUUCAACAAUUGGGAGUGACAGAAGAGUUGUCAUAUGGCAAAGAAGGUGGUCUUUUACUUUCCUAAAGUCUCACUAGUACCUUGGUUAUCAACCACUGAUUUGUCGCUUGAUGCAGAAUGUGUUUUUCUAAACAUAAGAAUCAAAAUAGGCAGGGUUCUGCAUUCCACAAGACAAAUAAAUAGACAAGGAAACCUUAACCAAGUCUAUAACGAAUUUUCAGAUUCUGCUGUCACUACCAAGUAUUGAGACCGUCAAUGAAAUAAGUCUAUUUUUUUACAAAAUUCUAUUUAUUUAAAUAAUGUUUUUGAAUGGACUGUAUACUUUCUUUUAACUAGUGAUUGUCGCGAGAUUUUUCCCAUAAUUCUGUAUAUCAGUUUCUUGUAAAUAUAUGUAAUAUUAUCUUAUCUCAGGAUUACAAUAUCCGUACCAUAUUUGUAAGAACGCAUUUUUAUAUACCUUAUACAUUCGCGCUAAAGAAAAAAAAUCAUUUUGCGUACGAGUGCUUUUAACUGUUUUUUUUUUGUUGGUAGGUGUCAAAAGGUGCUAGAAUAAUAAAUAUUUUGAAAGAGGUGAAAAGAAACGGACAAAAUCAAAAUGUGUCGGUCUCAUGUUAGAUGCUUCCUCAGCUGGGACAUUCUUUAUGUUUUCACAGCAAAAUCUGUAAGAUUCGUCAUAUGUGAUACUCAAAUUCCUCUAUUUUGCUACAUAGCAAAUUUUUAAAUAAAAACUAUGUAUAUUAUCUACCUAUCUACGUUUUUUGCUUUAACAUGAUUUUUUUUCACCUCUAUUCUGCCAACUUACUAUCAAAACUAAAAAUCAAUACAACUGUUUCAAUAUAUUUUGCAAUACGUAAACUGGCUAGAUUUGUCAUUUUUCACACUACACAUUUAUCACUGACAGUAGAAAAGCAAAUAGAAAAUCAAAAACAGACGUCAAAAAGAAUUUUUCUUUCCACCAGUUCGUCUUGCGUCUGUUGCUCAUUUUUUCUUUACUUAAUUUUUAAAAAUAUGUCACUUUCAAGUGUUUUUUUUAAAUACUACAAUUAGUUCAGGAUAUAAUUUAAUGUGCAAAAUGGAAGAAAAGGGCAAGGAAGAAUAACCCAGAUCUUGUUGGUCCAUUUUCUUUCAAUAAUAUUGCCUUGUCGGCCGUUCCCGCCCGAAGUGUGAGAUUCUCCAUUAUCACGUUUGAAGCGCUCGCCAUAAGCUCACGAUGAAAGUGUCAAAAUUCCGCAAUUUGGCUCAAUCAGGAAAUGUGUGUGAUAUUUUAAUCAUAAAAAUGUUUUUAGAAACGUUACUGUUCGAGAAUAAUUAAUCCGAAGCGGUCUAGCCUAAGUUCUUCAUUUUAAAAGGUUCUAACCAGCAGUGGCUAAAGUAACGCUUACAUUUAUACUAUGUACAUAUGAUAUUAUGUGAUUUUUUGUGUAUACUCAUAUAAUAAUCAUUUGGUAAAAGGUAAUAGAAAAAAUAAACUAAUUUAUGAAAGAAUA
This is a messenger RNA of Acanthoscelides obtectus, 4729 nucleotides long. Lineage: Eukaryota; Metazoa; Arthropoda; Insecta; Coleoptera; Chrysomelidae. The record is from the annotation of a GenBank genome assembly.